GGGAUGAAGGUGCUUAUAGGAAUUUCUUCUGUCUGAUGCUUGGUGCUACAGCUUUACCCAGAAUACAGUUAUGGCUGCUGCUGAUGUGUUUCCAUUUAGUUCACCCAAUAAAUGAAUGGCCUCUUUUCAGUUGGCCAUCAGGACCACAAAGUCAACAGCAGAAAACAAUGACCAACAAAGCAGAACUAAUGGACAUGAAGGAAUUUCUUGAAGUAAAUGAUGAUUUGAAGUUUGCCGUCAUUGAAGAGGAGGAAUCUUCAUUAACAGCAUAUUAGGGGAUGUUGUGCUCCAUGGUGUGAAGGCAACAAGCAUGAAGCAUUUAAUGGAAGAUUUCCAGUGGAAGCUGAAACUUGAUGGCAAUAGUUGCCAUGGGUCCUUUAAAGGAGAAAGACAGGGUAAUCGUUUGGUGGUAUUAUUCCCGUAUGGCAAAUACAGAGUUGAGUCAUGAGUUUGGGGUAGAGAUGAGAUUCAACCAGUCUUCGUGAUUUACAGCUCCAUUGCACUGCAUCUGCUCUCUAAGGGUGAAAAAUAGCUCCCAGCAAAGAAGAAUGAAAAAUAAAUGGGAGAAUUUGUGGUUUUUAAACACUCACUGAACACAACCACAGUGCAAACAGGCUGCUGAUUUGGAUGGCUGUUCCAAUAAGAACUUCUGUUGCUGCCCUCUUUCUCAUCUAACACAGAGAUUAUGCCAUUGAAUAGGACAUCAAUGGACCCUUGGAAUUUUGGACAAUAGGUAUUCUAAAGUUUUGUAUCCAGCUGUGGAAAAAGAGCUCCCCCCAUUUAGCUUCAGGAAUGUCCACAGCCCAUGUUUCCAUUGCAGAAGGUCCCAGGUUCAAUCUCCAGUGGUUGUUAUGUGCUGUCAAGUCACCUCUGACAUCAUGAUGACCCUAUGAAUGAAUGAUUUUCAAAAUGUCUUGUCAUCACCUGCUGUGCAACAGUUAAAGGCUUUUGAGGAGCACACCAGGGAAAGACUGCUUUCUCUGCCUUGACGUCUUGGAGAACUUUGGCCAGUUGUAAUUCAUGAAUCGGAUUAAAUGGACUCAUGGCUGCACUCAGUGUAGGGCCGCUUCGUCUGUUUUGCUGGACUAAGCAGCUGCCAGAACUGAUAUCUUAAAUGCUCUGUGUUCUACAGAGAUUCCUUCUGCCAACAGAACAUACACAUCUUGAACAGGUUGCAAGAGACAAGGGAGCCUAUUUUGGCUUUGGAAAUUGUGUGAGCUGAUAUGGGACACCCAGACAAUGCCUCGUCUGGGAGCGUACAAAGCCAGCAUUUCCUUUCUACAAAUGUUACUGCAGUAGUGGAAAAAUGUAUGAGCUCCAUGCAAGCUGGUACCCAGAUGAUCAAACUCCGGGGCAGCUCCAAAGGUCUGGUUCGUUUCUAUUACCUGGACGAACACAAAUCGUGCAUUCGGUGGAGACCCUCUCGAAAAAACGAAAAGGCCAAAAUCUCCAUAGAUUCCAUCCAGGAGGUGUGCGAGGGAAAACAGUCAGAAAUCUUCCAGCGCUAUGCAGACGGCAGCUUUGACCCCAACUGUUGCUUCAGCAUCUACUACGGCGAUCACAUGGAGUCUCUGGACCUGGUGUCAUCCAGUGGAGAAGAAGCUCGGACCUGGAUCACAGGGCUUAAGUACUUGAUGGCCGGGAUUAGCGAUGAAGACAGCCUGUCGAAGCGGCAGAGAACCAGAGACCAGUGGUUGAAACAAACCUUUGACGAAGCGGAUAAGAAUGGCGACGGCAGCCUGAGCAUUAACGAAGUGCUCCAGCUGAUGCACAAACUCAACGUCAACCUACCGCGGCAGAAAGUCAAGCAGAUGUUCAAGGAGGCAGACACGGAUGAUAACCAAGGGACCCUGGACUUUGAGGAGUUCUGCGCCUUCUACAAGAUGAUGUCAACGAGGCGUGACUUGUAUCUGCUCAUGUUGUCCUACAGCAACCACAAGGACUACUUGGAUGUCGAUGACUUGCGACGCUUCCUGGACACGGAACAAAAGAUGACUAAUGUGACCAAGGAUCAUUGCUUGGAAAUUAUCAAUCAAUUUGAACCAUGUCCAGAGAAUAAGAAGCAAGGAGCUCUUGGGAUUGACGGGUUCACCAAUUACAUGCGCAGCCCGGCUGGUGACAUAUUCAACCCAGAACACUACCACGUCAACCAAGACAUGACUCAACCUCUGAGUCACUAUUUCAUCACCUCUUCGCAUAACACCUACCUCAUGGGGGAUCAGCUGAUGUCUCAAUCCAGAGUUGACAUGUAUGCUUGGGUUCUGCAGUCUGGAUGCCGUUGUGUAGAAGUUGACUGUUGGGAUGGUCCAGAUGGAGAACCAAUUGUCCACCAUGGCUAUACUCUGACCUCCAAGAUCCUUUUCAAAGAUGUGAUUGAAACCAUUAACAAGUAUGCCUUCAUCAAAAGCGAAUAUCCGGUCAUUUUGUCCAUUGAGAACCACUGCAGCGUCACCCAGCAGAAAAAGAUGGCCCAAUACCUGACGGAAAUCUUGGGAGACAAGCUGGACCUGUCUUCGGUGAGCAGUGAAGACCUCACAAGGCUGCCUUCCCCGGAGAAUCUCAAAGGCAAAAUAUUGGUCAAGGGAAAGAAACUUCCGGCCAACAUCAGUGAGGAUGUGGAAGAAGGAGAAGUUUCUGAUGAGGACAGUGCAGACGAAAUUGAGGACGACUGCAAACUAAUGAAUGGAGAUGCCUCUUCCAACCGGAAGCGGGUGGAGAACAUAGCAAAGAAGAAGCUGGACACCUUGAUCAAGGAAUCCAAGAUCCGUGACUGCGAAGACCCAAAUAAUUUUACAGUUACCACCCUUUCGUCUGGGAAACUUGGCCAGAAGCAAGAUCUCAAGAAGAGCAAGCAUGAGGAGGAUGUGGAAUCUGGGGAAGAUGCUGUGAUCAACAAGCGGCCCAACCGAUCGCUGAUGGGAAGCUUUUCCAAGCGAAAGAAAAAAGGAAGCAAGCUUAAAAGGGCAUCCAGUCUGGAAGAGGGUGAGGAUGACCUUGCCUCUCAGGGGAACCUAGCCCGAGGCUCAGUACAUUACAGCAAAACAAAUCGGCAGAAGAAAACCAUGAAAUUAUCCCGGGCGCUGUCUGACCUUGUCAAAUACACCAAAUCUGUUGGGACCCACGAUGUGGAAUCUGAAAUCUCUUCCAGUUGGCAAGUUUCAUCCUUCAGCGAAACGAAAGCCCAUCAAAUCCUCCAGCAAAAACCAGUCCAGUACCUGCGCUUCAACCAACACCAGCUAUCGCGGAUCUAUCCUUCCUCCUAUCGUGUGGAUUCCAGCAAUUACAACCCUCAGCCCUUCUGGAACGCUGGCUGCCAGCUGGUCGCCCUCAACUACCAGUCGGAGGGGCGGAUGCUUCAGCUGAACCGCGCCAAGUUCAGCGCCAACGGCAACUGCGGCUACGUCCUCAAACCCAAGUGCAUGUGUCAAGGGAUCUUCAACCCCAACUCAGAAGAUCCAUUGCUCGGCCAGAUGAAGAAGCAGCUGGUGUUAAGAAUAAUCAGCGGGCAGCAGCUUCCAAAACCUCGGGAUUCCAUGCUUGGGGACAGAGGCGAGAUUAUAGAUCCAUUUGUGGAGGUGGAGAUAAUUGGAUUGCCUGUAGACUGUUGCAAAGAACAGACAAGAGUCGUGGACGACAAUGGUUUCAAUCCAAUGUGGGAAGAAACCCUUGUGUUCUCCAUCUGCAUGCCUGAGAUUGCAUUAGUUCGGUUCCUGGUGUGGGAUCAUGACCCCAUUGGGCGGGAUUUCAUCGGGCAGAGGACAAUAGCAUUUGCAAGCAUGAUGCCAGGCUAUCGGCACGUCUACCUGGAAGGCAUGGAGGAGGCGUCCGUCUUUGUCCAUGUAGCGAUCAAUGACAUAAGUGGUAAGGUCAAGCAAGCGCUGGGCUUAAAAGGUCUCUUUCUCAGAAAUCCAAAGCAGGCUUCUCUCGACAGUCAUGCUGCUGGCCAACUCAACCACAAACACUCCUUUAGCAGCCACCUCCUGCGGCGGACGGCCAGCGCGCCCACCAAGACCCAGAAGAAGAGCAAGAAGGGCUUUCCCGAGAUUGCCAUUGACACCAAAGACAACAGCUCCGAAGGGGCCGGCGAAGAUCCGGACCUCGAAGAGUCUUCCCUGCCCCGUUUUGACCAAGAGCCGGAAUGCGCACCUUCCCCGGCGCCUUCUCUUAGCGAUAGCUCUCAGGCGGAAGCCAAGGGGUUCAAAGGUAAGGCCCAGAGUUUCGGCAAAGGUAAAAGCGGCCAGGCCCACAGGGGCGCCACCUUCAGCGAGCCCCUCCGGAGGUCCGACCGGGUCCGCCUGCAGGAGCCCCCCGACGAGAAGCAGGGGGUCUUCGCCCGCUGUGCCAUCAAUGGAUCGGGUAGGAUUGGCAUGGCCACCAACUGCAUGAAGUGCAUGGUCGGCUCUAGCGGGAGCCCCGAUCUGGAGUGCAGGUGGGGCGACCAGGCCGGCGGGGGCCCUGCCUCUAGCGCUCCGCCACCCGGCGGCCGGUAUAGCAGCCUAGCGGGAGACGAGGAGAGGUUAGAGCUGGCCAGCCGGGGCGCCGUCCAAGAGCAGCAGCCCAGGCCGCAGCCCGACCUGCACCUCUGCAGCGGCUACGGGGUGGCGGGCCACCUGCCGAGGACCUGCCAGCCCUUGGCGGACUCGGGGAAGAAAAACGGUGACUCUAAAGGUCCCGGAGGGAGAGGUCCCUCUCGGCAGAGGUGGCCGGGCCCGCCCGGCGGCAAAUACGGAAGCACCGUCAACUUGGUGACCGCCAGCAAUGGCUCCAUCACCUCCGACUCCAGCAGCCUGGAGAGCCUCGGGAGCCCCGACUGCCCCAAGCGCUUCCCCGAGAGCUCCAGAAAACAAGCGGGCACCCUUCAGAGGGAAAUGAAUGCCUUGUUUGCUGAAAAGCUGGAGGAAAUUCGGAGUAAAUCCCCUAUAUUCUUUACUGAUGUCUGCCAAUUCUCAGUGCAGAGGUCCAUCUCUUCAUUAUGCAGCCUGGAGACCAUCAGCGAAGAGCCCUUUGUUGCCAAGGAGAGCCAGCCUUGCUUUCAUCUUUCCACCAGCCCUGCCACUGAUUCCAAAGAAGGACAUGUGCCUGAUCAUCCCUCUGACGCUGGUUCAGAAGAAGGCGACUGGUCAGAUCCUCUACUUGGGGAACCCCUUCUUCAGCAGCACGCAGAGGCUGAGGAGGAGGAGGAGACAUUCCUUGCUCCGAACCCAACCACCACAGCUAAACUGGAAUGGGAAGAUGGGAGGAAAAGCAAAGCAGGAGGAGGAGGAGGAGGUGGUGGUGGCCGGAAAGAGACAGGUGGCAGUGGAGACCAGUCUGGUUCACAAACUCAGGACUGCGUAGCAUUCGCCAGCCAUUGGCUUCAUUCUGCCAGCAAAUGCCAGAAGCAAAGAGAUGACAUGGCUGGAGAAGGGAUCAAAGUUGAGAGAACAGAGAAGGGCACUGCUGCUGUGGGGCAGUCACACCAAAGCAACAUGGUAAACAGCACCACACCAACGUCCUCUCAAGAAUCUCCCCAAGCAACUCAAGGUCCCACGGUGCCCACGUCUCACUUGGUAGUGAGGAGGUCAAAGAGUGAUGGGUACAAACUGUGCAACUUCCCGGUCCCCCCGAGGAAUCCCAGUGGCUUCUCCCCAGCAGCUGAAGUAUACUCAGAUGCCACCUUCAAUGACCACAUUUGGCGUAAACUAGAUCCCAGCAAACUUAGGGACAGUAUGUCUUCCUCUUCCAGCAUGUCCUCCAAUGACACCGUCAUAGACCUCUCUUUGCCCAGCCUGGCUCGGAAAAGCCUCCCGGACCUCGGUGUCCAGCCUGAGGAGUUUGAAGCCCUCCCUGAGAAAAGAGGCAUGCGUCCAUGGUCUGCUAACGCUGCAUCUCGGUGUCAUCCUCCCAAGGUGGCUAAGAGCAAAUCCAAUCCCAACUUGAGGGCAGAUCAAGCUACAGAGGAUGAGCUGUGUCCAAGACCGCUAGCCAAGGGUCUUGAGCCGGGAUUAUCAUCCACGCACAGGAGGCCUACCUGGAGCCAGUUGUACAUGGAUAGCCUCAAACAGUCCUGCCUGAAGCCCAAAAGCCAGGAGAAGGCUGAGAUGAACCAGGCCAAGUCCAAAAGCCUUGGCGACCUGACGUCAGAUGACAUCGCUUGCACGUUCGAGAGCAGGUACCGCAGGAUCAGCCGAAGCUUUGUCACCCGGUCGAUGAGAGAGCAGCGCUGUUGCGCUAUGGCCCGAACCUCAGCGAAGCCUCCAGAUGGGCUCACGGAGCGCCUCAGGAAGCUGACCGCCUUCCAGCAGGAGGGCGACAUCACUUCCCCAACCAGCCUUGAGCCAACCGAGUCUGAGGAGGAAGAGGAAGGGGUGGGUCUCCUCCGAAGGUACUCCUCUCGGAGCCAGAGCAGGGUGAAGUACAUUGCCAACCGAGCCAAGCAGGCACAAGAGAGGCAGAGGCUGAAAACCCUGGCCCUGAGCACAGGCAGCCCCAUUGAGGAGAGGGGUAACCCCGAGGGAGCCUGCUGCUUCGCUGGAGGGCCCUGUAUGGACACAGCAACCUCCAACCUGUUUACAUCCCAAUACAAGAACCAAACGGACUUGAACCCUGACACCGAAGUCGUCUUCAUGUUCAAACUCUAACACUAGGAAGGGCUGAAGAAGAUUGAUGUUUACAAUCCUUAUGGGAGCAAAACCUACAAAACCCAAAAUGAAACCUUCUUUUAAAAUAAUAAUAAUAAUAAAGAACGCACAUGGUGCAGAACCAUAAAGAAACCUUGUCCUCUUCCUCCUCCUCCCCCCCCCACAGUCUCCAAAAGACAAUUUAUAUGUAUGUGAAAUAAUAAUAAUAAUAAUGCAAUCUGUAGCAUGCAAUAUGGGGGAUGGGCAACCAGAAUUUCCCUGGGGGAGGGAACAGAUCCCAAGAAGAUCGUCUGCUUCCGUCUUCCCUAAAAAGCACGUUCUUCACAACCCUUCUACUGUCUUCUUGGAGGACUGCUUUUGUUUUUCCUGGUCAGGCGGGACCCCCGACCACAGCAUGAAAGAGCUGGAAGCUGCCGUCAGCUGCUGCCUGAACUUACGGACUGAAGUGGUCAGCAUCGCGCUUCUGUUCCGGAAGGCAGUAGGCCAGCAUUUUGGGGGGGGGGGGCGGUUGAAAAGAGUCAAGGGUUAUUUGAUGAGAGAAGACCUCUCUCUAGUUUUCAUGAUAAGGGCAAGUGGUUUAGUUGCCUAAGUCAGUGUCCUUCUGAUGCUCGUACAUCGGAUUCCUUCCAUCCUACAGCAGCCUCUACAAUUUCGUCCCAGUCUUGCCAAGUUUUGUAUGAUUCCGAACCACUGAUUUUUGUUUCUAAUGGUGAGGAACGUCUACUCUUGAUGGACAAUAAUUUCUCUGUCAUGGAGAGAAACGCUUUGCCGGUCUCCAGUUUUCCUCUUGAAGGCUUUCCCUCACUCAUCUCCUGGUUGGCAAGAAUAUUUUGUCUAGAUGAGGGAAAUGCCUCCCCCACUCCUGGUUUUUUACACCCUCUUUGGCUUGAUCUCCCCGCCCAGAAAACUGGCCUUCCCACAAAUUGAUCACGUUUAUGUUUAGCAAAAAUGGGAGGAAGGAUCGAAGAACCUUUUACAGAUUUAUUUCAAAAUGAGUUUUUGUGGGUUGCCAUCCUGUUACUGAAUAAGAGGCAGGCGAGUCCUUUGUUUAACCCCAUGUCUGUCCCUUUGCAUAGUCAGGAAGCCUCUGGUUCUAGAGCAGAAAGCAAAAGCAAAGUGUAUUGCUUAUCUACCACCCCAUAAUGCUUAAAGCACUCUCUAGGUAGUUUGCAAUUUAAUUAUGCAGGCUACCCAUUGCCCCUCCUCCCUCAGUGACAAGAUGGGUACUCAUAUUACUCACCUAAGAAGGAUGGAAGGCUGAUUCAACUUUGAACUGGCGACCUGAACCUGCUCUGGGAUCAAACUCAGGUUGUGAGCAGAGUCCUUACUGCAGUACUGCAGUUUAACCACCACACCAUGAGGCUCCGGAACAUGACGGAUGGAGAGGAGAUCAUUCCAAUAGCCAUCAUCUCAUAGCUUCAUCUCAUAGCCUUUUCCACUUCAUAACCAAAGUUGCACCAGAAACUUGAGAGGAAAAUCCCAGAAGGAAGGGAAGAUUUUGGUGUAGGUAUUGCUACCUUUUCUUCUAUAAUUCAGACCCAAGUUAACUUAAUUCAGAGGCCCAUUUUCCCAUUGUUCUAAUCCAUUUUGACCUCAGUUUUGCUCUGGCCAUUUCUUUUUUCUGUCCUGUAUUCCCAGUCUCUUCUCUCCCAGAAACACACAUCCACCUGUUUGUUUGCCAAGCAGUCUUGCUGGCAAAGUCAAGUGCAUUUACUGUGGGGCUGUGGAAACAAACCCCCAAUUCAGUCCAGAGGCCAACUUGGGCCAUUCUGAUGCAUCCCGAUUCAUUCUAGGAUGUGUCACCCGAUCCAGCAUUCACCCUGGAUUUGAAUCCUUUUGCAAAUUCGGAUCACCAGUCUAUCACCGUGCAUGUCAGGAAACUCCAGUGGCUACAACAUUUUGGUUUUGCAUCAAUGUGCAGUUUGUGACAUUUGAACACAAGGUAGGCACUGAAGAGAGGAAUAAAUUUCAGGGGAAAGAAAAUGGGGGGGGGAAGGUGAUUUUUGUUUCAUCUAAUUCAAUAAAUGCCAUGGAUCUCCAUGAUUCUAUACGUUCAUCUUGCUUCACCCUUAAAACCAAAUCAGCGCAUUCCUCUUCAAUUGAGCCUCAGACAGAUCAGUCCAAAUCAGACCCCGUUCCUUAAUAAUUCAGAUUUUGUCUGCAAUCAUUUCGCAAGUUCCUCCCUGCUGACCACCGGAGGAGAUAAGAAUGCUUUCUGCAAAGAAUAUCGAACCCAGCUGUCUGAUGGUCUUCUUCUCAGGAAAUCCUAGGAGGUGGUUCCCAUGAAGGCACAAAAAAAAGUUAUACCCAUUUCUAGCAAGGAACUUUCACUUAUAACAAAUGUAGUUCUCAUAGAACUGAAAUUUAAUUGAUAGCCCCCCCCCCGCGGUAGAUUGAAUAUUCAUUCAUUUGUCAUUCGUUUUUAUUAUUUGUACUCCGCCGUUCUUCCUAAGAGGAUCCGAGGUCACUUCACGCUAUUAAAACAGAAAAUAUUGAAAGAAUGCAAAUUAAAAAGCAAUCAAGACCAGUGCGCUAAGUAAACUAGUGCAUAAAAAUGCUUUAAAAAUACAUUUUUAAAAAAUAGAAAGACAUGACAGCCCCAUUUUUAAAGCUCCCCCAACCAGUCCCGGGGGGGGAAUGUCCGAGUGAAGAGAAACAGCCAAGAAAGGACUGUAUUGGCCUCUUGUGGGAGGGAGUUCCACAGUGUAGGAACAGCAACAGAAAAGGACCCAAAAAGACAGAGGAAUAUGCAGUGAUGUACCAAGAAGGCCAUUGCUUCUGGUGCCAGCUGUUAUCCUUCUCCAUGAGAUCUCUUCCCUGCCUGCUAUAGCCUUCAGGUUUCCAAUAUUUGAGAUUAGCAGGGACACGGAAGUACAGAGCAGCCUUCCUUUCUUAGUGCUCUAGGCCAGCACUAGCCGGAUUGUCUUUACUUCCUCUGUGUCCAUUUCGCCUGCCUUCCCCCCCCCCUCCAAAUUCCAAACCCGGCAGUAAAAUUGUCAUUGUAAACCAUAUUUUUUUUUCUUGAACAUGGCUUCACACGCCCUUCAAUGCAAGACUGUAAAAGCCUGGUGGAAAGCUGGAUUCAGACCCAAACUCUGGGUCACGUCAGUUUGUAUGGGAAUUUGCAAAUAGG
This is a messenger RNA of Pogona vitticeps (central bearded dragon), 9753 nucleotides long. NCBI's taxonomy places the organism in Eukaryota, Metazoa, Chordata, Lepidosauria, Squamata, Agamidae. The record is from RefSeq and is a predicted model, not a curated record.